Messenger RNA from Plasmodium vivax (malaria parasite P. vivax), 2060 nucleotides. RefSeq lists its product as hypothetical. The record is from RefSeq and is a predicted model, not a curated record. The coding region runs from base 1 to 1593 and encodes 530 amino acids. NCBI's taxonomy places the organism in Eukaryota, Apicomplexa, Aconoidasida, Haemosporida, Plasmodiidae. The transcript has a single exon.
AUGCUGAACAACUGUGGAGAGUCCAAGUGCAGGGGGUACGCGCAGCACCUGUGCGACCAGCAGGGGGAAAAGCGGACCAAGCAGAGGGACGCGAACGAGCAGUACUACCAAGUGGCGAGCAACCUGUUCGCCAGCGGGGAGGGCUCGGGGAGAAGGGAAGGGGGGGGAGAAGCCAGCCUGAUGAGCGGGAGCCCCAUGAUGAGUGGCAGCAUGCUGAGUGGCAGCAUGCUGAGCGGCGGCGGAGGAGGAAGCCCCCCGCAGAACGCCAGAAUACUCAAGCCGCUGGUCCAAGAAAAAGUAGUGGAAAUUAUGAAGCCAGAAAUUGAAGAAAAAAUAAUCGAAGUGCCACAAGUGCAGUACAUAGAAAAACUCGUAGAAGUCCCGCACGUCAUUCUGCAAGAAAAAUUAAUUCACGUGCCCAAGCCAGUCAUCCACGAGAGAAUCAAAAAAUGCCCAAAGACAAUUUUCCAGGAAAAGAUAGUGGAGGUCCCUCAAAUCAAAGUGGUAGACAAAAUAGUGGAAGUCCCUCAAUACGUAUACCAGGAGAAAAUCAUCCAAGUGCCAAAAAUCAUGGUGCAGGAGAGGAUCAUUCCAGUGCCCAAAAAAGUCAUUCAAGAAAAAAUCGUAGAAAUUCCACAAAUAGAAUUAAAAAAUAUAAACAUUGAAAAGGUUCAGGAAAUCCCAGAGUACAUCCCAGAGGUGGUGAAGAAAGAUAUCCCAUACACACAGAUUGUGGACCGACCUUUUCACGUUGAAAAAAUUGUGGAGGUUCCCCACGUUCAGCAUAUAUACAGAAAUAUUGUCUCCCCCCAGUACAGACACAUACCAAAACCUGUGGAAGUCCCCAUGGCACAUUAUAGGACCUUCCCUAUUGAAAAGCUAGUCGAUAGGAAUGUGCCAGUCCCGGUUGAACUCCAAAUCGUCCAAGAAUUUCUAUGCCCCAAAAUUGAAGCCAGAUAUAAAGAAAUUCCAGUCCCUGUACAUGUGCAACGCAUCAUUGAGCACCCCAUUCCGAAAGACGCCAUGAACAACCCAUUUCUUCUGCCCCUCUACUACCAGGAAGAUAACAUAGACACGGCAUCCACCAAGGGAAGCUCGAAGAAUUGCUUCUCCUUCAACUGGAACAAUAAGCAAAACGCUACGAAAAUUAACAAGGGCUCCAACCAACCAUCUGUCGAGCUGCUACUACAUAAUGAUAAGCAUCACAGUAAGGUCAACCCCAAUCAGGAUCAGCACAUGAGAGCCAAGUUUGUUUCUCCCUCUGAAAGUGUCCUCCACACUACACACUUGAGAGAUGAUGACCCCCUAAACGCUCAACCCACUUAUCAUUACCCAAAUGGAACGAUGCACAAUGGUGCUUCCAUUCACGGAAAUGCGGCCCUCAACCAGAUGUACAGAACGCAACAUGUCACCAGUCAGGCGGCCUACCCUUCCAACUUUAACACUGCCAUGCUCUCUCCUCAAGAUCAAAACGAUAUGUUUAACGGGAGCAACUCCAUGGGCUUUACCCACCCAUGUGACAGCGAACUCGGCGGUGCUUACCCCCCCAUUUCGGCCCUUGGCCAGGUCUCCCCGCACGGCGAGUUGAACUGAUCGCCCUGUAACUGCGUGCGCAUGUGCACAUGUACAGACAUAUGUGCGCAUAUUAUACCCCCGUAAGCACCUCCACACACACCCCUCCAACGGCGCCAUUUAGCAAAAAUGCACUGCUGAACUGGGGACCUACCCAUAACAGUUGGGAAUGUUCCGCGUGGGAGGUGGGUUUUCCCCCCAAGGGGGUGCGCUUUUGUCAGAAUUGUUUUGUUCCGCUUUGUUGUCCUUGUCCUGGCGGCUUCGUCUUGGCGGUUUUGCCCAGCCGCUCCUGUCCAACCGCUUUCCCCCUGCGCCAUUUGCUUUCUUUCCUUUUCCGUGCGCACACAUGUUCGCAUUUUUUCGUCCACUUUUUGGACACCAAGAACGUUUUAAUUAUUUCUGCGUGAGUCUCCGCCCCGUCCUUCUGCCCCCAACCGGGGAGGCCACUCUAUCGCGGAGAACCCCGCAGACCUCGUCAAACGCAGCUC